AAUGAUAGGGAUUUUGUAGAAGUAUACUUCCAGGAAAAGGUUGUAGAGUAGUUUUGCUUUGACAACAUCGAACAACAGCAAUCGGAUUAUAGGAUUAUUUAGUUUUUACAAUCGGAAUGACAGCUAAUCUAUGUGCGGGAGUACAAGCAAAUGCGUCCAUUCGUGUUUUUUUCUAUGAGUUAGGAGUGUUUUUAUGUGACGAUUUCUUUGAGUAAGAUCUGACGAACUGUACAAGUGAUGAUAAGACCUGCAAGAACUCAAGCGCCAUAUCUUAUAAACUCUUGAAAACUGUUUCAGACAACAAACAACAAAUUAUUUUCCCGUUGGAAAAUCAACAAACCGCGGGAUAAAGAGUACAGAAUGUUUCAGGAUGUUCGUGGCUAACUGUAAACAAAGUAAUCAAACUAAAUGCAAUAAGAUAUAGGAUGUCGACUCAAGGAAAAAAAAAAAAAACCCGCUGAAAUAUAAAUUUCUCGACACGCAUGACUCAACACAGGUCAGAAACAAAAUUAUUUCCGUUGUUCUUAGCAGCAUUAAAGUUGAAUCCCUCGUGAAGAUAGAUAACAUGGAGAAAGUUUACCUGCCAAUCAAAACCUUCGGAGGUUUGUUAUUGCAAGACAAUGGAUAGUGAACAUAAAACACGCAUUUAUUAGAACAUUACAAAAAUAAAUAAAUAAAUAAAAUAAAAAAGAGAAAAAUUUUCUUCAAUUGACACCCACGGGAAAGAUGUCGACCAAAUUACUUUUCUUCAGAAGAUGAAAAACAGAUUGACGGAGGAGCAGAAAAAGAGGGGAGGGGGAAAGGGGUAGAAGGUCAUUUGCUCGAGAGCACUCAUUUUUUUCUCUGACGUCACAGGGGACAACAUGGCGCGUGCGUUGUGGAAAAAAAAAUUCCGCCAUUUCUGACAUGAUUCCUGGUCUUGCCGCAUUCGCUGGCCGCUGCAUUUCUAUUUCCGCUGGGGAGCCACAUUAAAAAAAAAAAAAUAAAUAAAAAAAACCUCCUCCCUCCCCAUCCCUCCCAUGUGGACCCCACAAUUGGCCCGCUCACUUCUCCAUUUAUCUGCUCUUUCCUGCUCGCCGCCCAAAAAAAGCCGCACACCGCCGAGGUUAAAUUGGCAUAUUGGAAAAAUUGAAUGGCUUACAACUCAUUCACUCAGGCGCCUCCACGCCCGCGAAGAUGCAUUCUUUCUUUUGGCUUUGGAAACAAUUUAAUCGGUUCAGCGUAAGGAAAGAACAAGUUCAUUGAGAACUGUCCCGGGGUCCUUUAAUUCACCCUCAGUAUGUACUUCAAAUCAUUCUGGAAACGAAAACGCCUAGAGGAGAUGGUUGGUGUGGGGGUGGGGUAGGUGGAGGAUGUGGGGGUGGAGGAGGAGAGAAAAGUUUGGAAGGGGGAGGAGGGGAGAUCGCAGACAGAAGAGCCUGGGGAGGGAGGGAGAGAGAAAGAGAGAGCGGCGCUGGGCGUGGUCAUUGACGCACUUAUAACCAAUGGCAGGCUAGACAUUGCGUGUAGAUUGGCCAUCAGCAGGGUGUCACCGCCUAUCUCCUGUCGACCACCGCUAGUCUUCUCCCGGGCUGCGUGGUGCUCCGCCAUCCAACUUUGACCGCUCGGCGGAGAGCUGCAACCCUCGCACUGGGCGCGCAACAUCGACGAGCGGAGACUCGAGACUUGUGGAGUAAAACGACGGUCUUGCCCUCCUCAAAGGAUAUUUAAAAAAAAAAUUAACUAAAAAAAAAAAAUUAAAUAAAAAAAUAAAUAAAAGACGACGACUUCGGUGAGGAUAAAAACGAAGACGCUGUCAUCACUUGUCGAGAGAGGCUUCUUACGUCAGCUGCACUAUGACCUGAUGAAGCACGGGUGCUCGUGCGGUGUUAUGGUGUGGUGCUGGUGCUGGUGUUUUGGUCUGGGCUGUCGCCGUCGUGUGGCCGGGUCGCAUGGACCCUAAAAGGGUGCCCCUGCAGCCUCGCUCGAGUCAUGUCCGGGCCCCAUCAUGGGCGCAGGGCGGCACAGUAAAGUACUCAUCGCACUCGUCCUCACCUACUGCGUCUGCGGCAACUUCUUGGCGCUCUCGUCUGUCGUGGCUCUCGGCGCCAACAUCAUCUGCAACAAGAUCCCGGGUCUAGCCCCGCGCCAGCGCGCCAUCUGCCGGAGCCGCCCGGACGCCAUCGUCGCCAUUGGUGAGGGAGCGAGGCUGGGACUCGCCGAGUGUCAGUACCAGGUGCGGAACAUGAGGUGGAACUGUUCCAACCCAGACCCGGAACACUCCAUGUUUGGUUACGAGCGAAUGGCCGCCAGCAAAGAGGCGGCGCUGAUCUACGCCCUGAGUUCGGCGGGAGUGACGUACACCAUCACGCAGUCGUGCAGCCGGGGCAACCUGACCCAGUGCGGGUGUGACCGCGACAAGCGUGACGGGCGUCUGGCACCCGAGGGCUGGAAGUGGGGUGGCUGCAGCGCCGACAUCAAGUUCGGCCUCAAGCUGGCCCGCAAGUUCAUGGACGCCCGCGAGAUCGCCGAGACCGCCCGCUCCCUCAUGAACCUCCACAACAACAGGGCCGGCCGCAAGGCGGUGAAGUACAGCAUGGGGACCGACUGCAAGUGCCACGGCGUGUCCGGGUCGUGCACGAUGAAGACCUGCUGGGCCACGCUGCCGCCCUUUCGAAAGAUCGGCGACGACCUGAAGAAGCGAUACAAGAAGUCCAAGCUGGUGGAGGCCUACCUGGGCCGGCGGGCCCGCACCCCGAUCUCCCUCGUCCUCAAGCGCUCCAAGCGGCCGCACCGGAAGCCGCGCCGCAAGCACCUGGUGCACCUGGAGCGCUCGCCCAACUACUGCGACUUCGACCCCAGCACGGGCUCGCUGGGGACGGUGGGUCGCAAGUGCAACCGCACCUCGGGUGGCACGGACGGGUGCGACCUGAUGUGCUGCGGGCGCGGGUACAACACGCACCAGUACACCCGCACCUGGCAGUGCAACUGCAAGUUCCAUUGGUGCUGCCGCGUCAACUGUCAGCGUUGCAGCGAGCGCACCGAGGAGUACACCUGUAAGUGACCAGAGUAGUGCCCCUUGCAAGUGACGGAGGAGUACACCUGCAAGCCACGCAGCGCCCAUUGCCAUGACGUCACGGAUUCUGCCCUCGCGCACGUGUGUGUAGUACUAAUGUUACUGCUGCGCUGUAUUGUUAUUACUAUGUGCUGCCGUGAUAACGUCGGUUGCCAUGACCACCUGAACAGGCCGCGUGACGGGGGUGAGCAUGAGGUUGGCGGUUCUGUGAAGGGGAAGGGGGAGAGAUGGAGUGAUGCAGUUCGCCACCGCCUUUGCAUCACCAUGACUACGGAGCUGCCUGAAGGUCUUCUGCUGACUAAAUCACGUGAUUAUGCACCCGAGGGAGGUGUCACGGGUGUCCGCGAGUCUGUGCACGUGAGACAAUGCAAUCGUGCUUGAGGAUGGAAGUGCAAGCAGUCUAACGUUUUAUUAUCACGUGCUUCGAGCAAUAUACAAGCAACUGACUCGCAUCUUUAUGUGCAAAUUAGGGUGGAUAAUUAUGGACUGGAAAAUUCGUUGAAACAAGAAAGUCAGUUUGUUUGUUUACUCUCCCAUCAGUGUUUCGUAUAUCUGACUCACAGCAACGUUGUCAACAACCCAUUGCUGUAAACUCGUGUAAACACGUCAUCAACACGUCUUUGUUGACAUGACAGAUGGUCCAGGACCCCGAUGUCAACCGAUCUGUUGGCAUUGGGUCUACACACGUGUUCAAGACGGGUGGCACUGUCAAUAUAGGCACAAACACACGAUGAACAUGGCUGCUGACACUGGUAACGACACAACAGUCCCAUCAUCCUCUUUCUUCCGGCCUGCGCACAGACAGGUAACCACCAACUGGCCAUAAUUGGCGGCGUCGACUUUAGUCACGUGGUGGCCAGCACUAUCAGUGACGUCAGCACGACAUGGCGCUUGACGCUACAGAAAUAUUCACGGAUUUUAUUUUAGCGUUGACAUAUCUCCCUGUCCACAGCUGACAGACACUUGUCACAACUUCAGGUAGACUCGUGAUAUGCCGUGAUCAAACGGGUUCGAGGGACAAGGGUCACUUCCGACACUUGACGUCUCUAAGGCGAUGACUAGUGACCUACGCUUGUCGCCAAGAUGAGGACAAGACAAGUGUUAUUGGAGCAUUAACAGAACACUCCCCUACCCCAUAAAAAAAACCCAAGGACGACAUUUUUGGGUAUGUUGGGGAUGGGGACUGGUGUCAGAGAGAUGAAGACAUGAGUAGGAUGUAGUUGUGACACUACCAAGGCGAUGAUGUGUAUGUGUAAGGGUGGGGUAUGGGGUAUGGGGAUAGGGGUGAGCGUGCGUGUCUGGGCUAUGCACUGAGGUCACAAUAUUGUGUGUUUGCAGGUUGGCGGGUGGUUUGGGGGUGAGGUGAGGACCAAACGGAAGCGGGUAGCAAUCGUGCAGAAAACUGCCACUCAGUUAGUUGACACUAUUCGAAAACUGUUUCCACUAGCUACCAUGCUGGUCAAGAGACAUCGAAGAUCAUGAAGGACGAUAACCAAGAGAAGGUGUCAAGGGAAGUAACUUGCGAACUUGGCAUUACGUCAAAAAAGUUGUCAAUAUUUGUGAGUUGUGAUGAAGUCAUCGGUGACGUCAUCCUGUCGCUUGGAAUGACGUGUCUUUGGCUGCUAUGGCGGACAAGGUCAGAUUGGCUUGUGGCAUCACAUGACUUGGUUGUGGUUGUUCAUUGGAUGCAUCCUGCGUACAUAAGGCGUGCGCACGUGCGUGAAUGGUCCAAUGUGUACUCUGCAAGUAUGAACGCGAAAAAACAAUGCAUUCAAUCGAUAGAUCGAGAGAAAGAGAGUGAGAGAAAGAAAGAAAGAAAGAAAAGAAGAGUGCAGUAUGAGGGUCUGAUGUACGACUUCCGUUCAAAACACGAAAGAAACUUUCAACAGCGAUUUCGUGAUGUAAGAAUUGAACUACACCUACGUCCAUUAGCACGAUGGUCCAGAGGUUGAAAGCAUGAAAUUUUGACAUUUGACAUCGGAAUGUACACAUUACCCAUGUACACCUAUGUGGGGGAAGAAUAACAUGUUUAACAGCUCGCUGUAUCCGCUAUAGAUGUACGCUUGUUGUCAGUGGAAUACCCGCUUGCAAUACUGUGUCCUUGCGCAUGUUUUGCACUUCCUGUGUGCGUGUAUUCUUAACGUUGAAAUACCUCUUUGCACGCAAAGUGGUGUGUAUGUGCGUAUGUGUGUAUGUGUGCAUACUUUUCUAUACAGGGAGGGAGAAAGAGUGCGCAAUAACGUAUUCGACUGUGUACUUAACUAAACAAGAUUCCGACGAAUGGAAGUAGAUUCCAUUGAAUCUAGCCUCCACUUUAGACGAUUUCUGUUCCUGCAACUGCUACUACCACUGAUAUAGCUACACUACUAUUCUCUGAUACCACCAGCAGAGGACUCGACAACUGCUCAACAGUGAAGGUGAAAGAUGAUGACGAGUAACUAAACCAUGAGCUGUCAAGAUGUCAGCUUCCCCUCUAUAUCGACGUGUCGCAUUCAUCUGAAGUCAUCAUGCAAGUCGGACAAAUUCAUCCUCCGACCCUCUACCUAUUGGGCAUCACUAAAUAGACCUCGUGUACAUGCUGAAAUAGAACUUAGAGCAAACAGGCAUUACUAUGUGUGAUGUCACAUAAACCAUGGACCAUGAACAGAUUGAUACAUACCUCCUCACCUUCGAAGUCGUUUACGAGAACCACAAAAACAUUGACAUUAUAUGAAAAAUAGGAGAAUGCAGUAACGGUGCAUUGGAAGUAUUGAGACAUUGCCGCUUCAUCAUCUCCUUUAUGGCGAGUUGACGGCUUCAAGCACAGGCAGGCAGGGCCUGUCCAUUAGGUUCACAUCAGUAUGUGGUCCUCAUCGUUUUUGUCUACACCUUAAAGUGUUAAAUGUACUCAGAAAUAGGGUGGACGUUCUCACAUGGGACAACGGACCCAAACCUAGAUGCGGUCCAAGCAACUGCGACAACCCACCACGACUUUGACAACCCACGCUUUUCUAUGAUUCUACGCUGCGCGAUCAUCGCUUUGCUCUUAACUUCAUCCAUCUCACAACGAUUUGUUAACCACAUUCUUUGUUGACUGGCUUCGGAGGGUUAACACCAGCUGAAGCUCGUGUGCGACUGAUUGGAACGAAAAUCCACGUGCGUUUUAUUUUAUUUUGUCCCCCAAUCCCACCCUCCUACCAAAGCAAACUCCUCAAUCGUCUUUUUUUCCUGUCCAUGAGAAUAGUGACGUCUGCCGCACCACUUCCUGUGAGUGUUAUCUCCCUUUCUCUCCUCCUCACUUCCCAUGGCGUAUAUCAUCAUUCCAUCAUUGCAACGUGUAGUUCUAAGUUUUUCCGCGUGUCUCAGUAGACUUCGUAUGUCUUUCGGUUUCCUUGUCUGAAAUUAGAUGGGUUUUCUCCUUUUCUUCAAGCAGCUUUCGCCUCCUUGCAGACUGCAGUCGAAAGUGGGAAGAAAAUGAAAUAAUGGACCUAACCGGUCGCAAGCCUUCUACGAACCCCCUGGUUACUGUUGCUAAUGGUCUACAAGCUUUUACGCCCUAGAAGAUUGUGGAAUUCUUUACAGGUGUGAAAACUAUGAUUAAAUUAAAUAUUAAAAAAGGUUAAAAGGGAGUGCACCAAGUUUACUUCCAGGCCAUCUUGUCCUAGUGUACCGUGUACUUGUUAUUCUAUGAAUUUAUUUGAGACGAAGCUGUAGAUAAAAUUAAAAUUUUAAGUUAUAUUUAUAACGAGCUCCUGAUCAAACGCUAGUAUUUGGAAAAUUGUCUCAUAAAGUCAUUCCCCUUGGGCCUCCAUUUUCUUAAAAGCCUUGGGUAAAAGCUUGUGAGGUCCCUAAAACAGAAUUUUAUCCCCUUCAUCACCUGAGGGUGGGGACAGUAGUUGCAAUCUGGGCUACCCCGGGUGCAGCCACAUUCGGUCAGCCACAACGAAAACCUGCAUGCCAUUCAUCACUUCAGUUACUGAAAAUUUGUGUCCUCCAGUUAUAUAAAAAGAGCCUACCUUUUACUGACAUAUUUGUUUUUCUCAACAUUUUAUUUGACAAUACCCACCAAACAAAUUCUUACUUUGGUCCCUAAUUCAAAUCCAUGAGAAAGAAAGGUGUUAAUGAUCUCAAAAGAAACAGAGUAAAAGGUUUAGAAGUAUAAAGAAAAAGAAAACAUUGAAGAAGCAUAAAUUUCGACUGAAAAAUUCAAAAUACCAGCAGGAAAAUGUGAUUUCCAUGCUACACCAUGACACUUUCAGUAAAUUCAGAGGAAAGUUACAUUGUAUCUUUUUAAUUUAUCAUCGCAAAUGAAUUUUUGGUUAAUUUAAAAGAAAGCGGAAUGAAUUCAGCCUCCUUGAAAUGGAUAUAGUGAAUCCAUCCAGAAAGUUUUUAUUAUUUUAAACUUCCCAGUAUUGGUGAGGCUCUUGAGUGAAAGGACAUGGAAGAGAAGAGAAUGGAAGCAGCGACGAGGACGGCAAGAUGCAAGAUAGCCAGGGGGGAACAUUUCGGGGAAUGGGGAGGGGAGGGUGAAUGUACCCUAGUCAACCGAAGGUUCGUUUUUUUUUUUCUUUUGAGACAAAAGAGGUGAGGGCUUAGGUUUUUAAUAAUUUAUGAUGUCCGUGCAUUUUCCAGUUUUACAUGCCGAAUUUUCAUUUACAACCGUAUUUAUUAUGCGUUUCGUCCGCCAACCUAGCCGCACAGAUGCAAUUUAAUCUGCGGCGCUAAAAGGGUAUGCAAGAACCAUAACAUUUUAGCUGAGAUAUUAAAAUUAUUGUUUUUUAUCUUAUAGAGAAAACGACAUUUUUUUACUUUUCUAUAUUCAGUUUUAUUUAGUUUUCCAUAGAAAUAUUAAUUCUUUUUAUACUUAUUUUUUUUCUCAUUCUUUACAUUCUUCUCCUUCCUUUCUCUUUGAUAAAAUGUUCAGGAUUUUUUUCUUAACUGUGUAAAGCUAGUUUUCACAACAGUUCGGAUUUUUCGCAGAAUGCUUACUCAUGUCUGUCUGACUUUGGACUAUCUGUCUUCUCAGUAAAACUCCACAUACUUUGUCCUAAAAUAUUGCUUAUGGAGUGUGCGAAAAAUGCGAGAAGACAGCGAGUAAACCGCAGUAAACGAGUCUAUGUAUUACUUUAAUUUAUGUGAGAUUGUAUAAAAGGUAUUUGUAAGAGUCGUACUUCACGCAGACUAACUAAAUAUGAAGAAAUUUGGUGUACAUUUGUUGAAAGUUGUACUAUUUUGCACUUGGACAUGUUACGGUAUGAUGGUGUAGAAUUACAUAAUGUCUACCUUUCCGAUUCAGACAAUUAAAAAAAGUAAACGUUUCCAAACACCCUAUAUUUUGCUUAUAUGUUUAAAACAUAAUAAACUCUGUCCGUAUAUACUGAUCUCUUAGUUUUCGUAUUUAACGUGGUCAAACCAUCAUGAAAUUUUGAUAAAUCUCGGAAUAAUUUAUUGUUCACAACAAUGAUCAAUGUCAUCGCAUUCAACUUUUGAGUGAUGUUUAUAUGAAUUUUUUUUUGUUUGGGGAAAAAAAAAGAAAUGUUUUCCUAAAGCGUUUAAAGGUGACAGGGUUGUCAAAGAACAUGGUCACCUACAACAAUGAUCUAAUCAUCUUUUGUUUUUGUUUGUUUGUUUUUUGUUACCACACCGGGCGAAUGUACUUUCUGUAUAUAUUUGCAAUAUAAACCAUUAUCUGUUGUAAUUGCUGUUUAACUACUGUCGAGCAUACAAAAAUUCAGAAGGUCUUUGUGUUUUAUUGCUGUUGACUGCUUCUGACGAGACUGGUGGAAGUUGGUUGGACACGUGACUUGUGGGGUUAGACGCGUGACUUGUGGGGUUAGACGCGUGACUUGUGGGGUGAGACACGUGACUUGUGGGGUUAGACGCGUGACUUGUGGGGUGAGACACGUGACUUGUGGGGUUAGACACGUGACUUGUGGGAAGAGGUAUGCAGCCUUGACCUUCAUAGCCUCGGUUCUGUGAUGGCGUGAUCUUGCAUUUACUCGUCCUGCGGCAGUUUCGCCAACGUUUUAUAAACUCAUGGGAAGGAAGAAUAUUAAUGUGUUGGGUCCUCAACUAGUGUCGAAAUGUUUGACAAAUUGUAAACUACUUUCUUGUGAAGAAGUACAUGCGCCACGUACCAAA
Molecule: messenger RNA, 9175 nt
Organism: Pomacea canaliculata
Lineage: Eukaryota; Metazoa; Mollusca; Gastropoda; Architaenioglossa; Ampullariidae
Product: protein Wnt-7b-like
Exons: 4
Coding region: 1988-3043 (351 amino acids)
Biological process (GO): canonical Wnt signaling pathway; cell fate commitment; positive regulation of JNK cascade
Cellular component (GO): extracellular region
Molecular function (GO): cytokine activity; frizzled binding
Source: RefSeq, a predicted model, not a curated record